AUGGCGACCGUCUCAAAAGAUUCUCCUAUCGUAAUUAUAGGAGCAGGUGUGUUUGGCUUGACCACGGCUAUCCACCUUGCCAGACGAGGUUACAGCAAAGUACAAGUGUUGGACAAGCAGCCAUACAGACAAACUCUCUACGCUUAUGAAUCAGGUUGUGAUGCAGCAUCAGCAGUAGAUAUAAACAAGAUCUUACGAGCUCCGUACGGAGAGGAAACAGAAUAUCAGAAUCUUGCUCUCGAUUCAAUUUCCCAGUUUAAGAAAUGGAAUGAAGAGAUCAAAAGUGGACAGACACUUCCUCCUGGGUUCUCAAGAGCCGACGUAAUAUAUCGCAACAAUGGCAACCUGACCGUCAACGACACACCGGAACUCACACAGUUCGACAUUGCUACGAUGAAGAACUUCGCAGCGGUUGGACUCGGAGGAACGCAGAUUGUUCUUACCAAUCCAGACGAUGUCAAACGAGCAGAGGCUGGAGGAUUUGCAUUUGCUGUCAACCCUUUCCGACGGAAGCCUGAGCAGAACUACGGCAUCCUCGAUACCUGGGGCGGCAUGGUACACGCCGACCGUGCUUGUCGGGUUGCUCUCUACAAAGCAGAGCAGUUGGGAGUCGAGUUGGUGCUAGGAGGGCGCACAGGAACUUUCUCUAGAUUUCUUCGCGAUCCCCAUACUCAAAAAGUCGUGGGAGUGCAAACAGACGAUGGUGUUUCUCACCGAGCCGAUCUGACAAUCAUGGCCUGCGGCGGAUGGACACCAUCCCUCAUUCCCGAACUGGAUGGAUUAUGCGAGACAACGAGCGGAAGUGUCAGUAUCUUCCAGCUCCCGAAAGGAAACAAAACGCUGUGGGACCGGUUCGCACCUGAGAAUUUCCCAACAUGGAAAUACAAGAUCCGAGAUGGAGCGGCAGGGGGGCUCUACGGGUUCGCGCGAGACUCACAGGGCAGAGUCAAGAUUGGCUAUCGUGGAACAAAGUAUACCAACCCGCAGAUCCAGCCAGACGGCGGUGUGAGAAGUGUUCCAAUCACUCGUUGGACACGAGAGUCGACUCGACAACUACCCGGGCAAGCCGCAAAGGUCAUCCGGGGGUUUCUUGAGCAAUAUCUACCCGAGCUCUUGCCAUGUCCAGUCAUGACACGACUGUGCUGGUAUACAGACUCCUUUGACAAUCAUUUUGUCAUCGACUUUGUGCCGGGUAUGGAUGGAGUGAUGGUUGCAACAGGAGGGAGUGGACAUGGCUUCAAAUUCCUGCCAAACCUGGGCAAGUACGUGGUUGACAGGAUAGAAGGGAAGCAGGAUGACAAGGGUUUUUUGGAACGUUGGAAAUGGCGUAGUCUGAAGGCUGGAGAAAAGGCGUUUAACAAUAUCAUGGAGGGAACCCGAAGCAACAGAGCCUUGCAAAGACAGCCUCUUACGAUGGAGGAUAGUCUGAAGAUGCAAAGAAGCUCCUUGUGA
Exophiala oligosperma is the source of this 1452-nucleotide messenger RNA. RefSeq lists its product as uncharacterized. The transcript is spliced from 3 exons. Gene Ontology annotation, molecular function: flavin adenine dinucleotide binding; sarcosine oxidase activity. The record is from RefSeq and is a predicted model, not a curated record. Bases 1 to 1452 code for a protein of 483 amino acids. Lineage: Eukaryota; Fungi; Ascomycota; Eurotiomycetes; Chaetothyriales; Herpotrichiellaceae.